UUGAUGCGCCAUACGAACGACGACGAGUCGCGCACUACGAGUAGGGCGCUGGUCGGCUCCGAACCCCACAAGAAGUCACCACACGAAAAAGAACGACAUUUAAAAAAAAAAGAAACACGUUAAAAAUCCCUUUAAAUAAAAACGAAUCAUUUCGCCGUUGUUCAUUGAUAAACGCGAGUGUUUUUGUUUUCUCUGAACUCAAUAAUAAAAAAAAAAAAACAUUUCUCGACAAGUAGUGCGAGUUUAAAAUUAAGCAACGAAGAGGGAAUUCUUCGAGAAUUGAAGAUAAAAUAAACAACUUCGAUUAUUGAAGAAAAGAGGAAAAUUCGUUGAUUAAAAAAAUGUCGGCUUCUGCUGUAGCAAAAACCUCCAAAUAUUCAUACCGCUCGAGCAGUGGUGGUGGAGCGGCCGAUGUCAGCAUUGAGUAUAGCGCCGACCUGAGUGCUCUCUCCAGGCUCGAGGACAAGAUUCGACUCCUACAAGACGAUCUCGAGGGUGAGAGAGAGCUACGUCAGAGGGUUGAACGAGAGCGUGCAGACUUGAGCGUGCAAGUCAUACAGCUCUCAGAGCGACUUGAGGAAGCCGAAGGUGGCGCCGAGUCUCAAUUUGAAAUUAACAAAAAGAGGGACACAGAAUUAUUGAAGCUCCGAAAGCUCUUAGAAGAUGUCCACCUCGAAAGUGAAGAGACCGCUCAUCUCUUACGCAAAAAGCACCAGGAAGUGGUUGUUGAUUUCCAAGAUCAAAUCGACCAAAUGUCAAAGGCCCGAGCAAGAGCCGAGAAAGAAAAGGCCAAAUUCCAGCAGGAGGUAUAUGAACUUCUUGCUCAAAUCGACAAUGUCACGAAAGAGAAGAUUAUGUCGAUGAAGACAGUGGAGAAAUUAGAAAUACAUGUUUCGGAAUUAAAUGUCAAAAUUGAAGAAAUUAAUCGCACCAUCGUUGAUAUUACCAGUCAUAAAACUCGAUUGUCGCAAGAAAAUAUUGAAUUAAUAAAAGAAGUACAAGAUUUAAAGGUGAACAUAGAAAAUGUCAUCUACUUGAAAACUCAAAUCGCCGGACAACUGGAAGAUGCACGUCGUCGUUUGGAAGAUGAGGAACGACGCCGCUCAUUGGUCGAAGCUUCUUUACAUCAGGUUGAGAUUGAACUUGAAUCAGUCCGAGUCCAGUUGGAAGAAGAAUCGGAAGCACGUUUGGAUCUCGAGCGUCAAUUAGUGAAGGCUAACGGUGAAGUUUCCAUUUGGAGAUCCAAAUAUGAGACUGAAGCUCAAGCUCGCGCAGAAGAAGUUGAAGAAUUGCGCCGUAAAUACUGUGCUCGUAUCCAAGAACAAGAAGAACAAAUCGAAACUCUAUUGGUUAAGAUCAAUAAUCUCGAGAAGCAGAAAUCACGCCUGCAAUCUGAAGUUGAGGUUCUGAUCAUUGAUCUAGAGAAGGCCAAUGGAACUGCUCGGGAACUUCAGAAACGUGUCGAACAAAUGGAGAAGAUUAACAUUGAAAUGAAGUCUCGCCUUGAAGAAACUUUGGCUAUGUACGAACAAAGUCAACGAGAUCUUCGCAAUAAGCAACAAGAACUUCAACGUUGCAACGCCGAACUCGACAAGACUCGAGAACUCAAGGACCAACUUUUGCGUGAAAAUAAGAAACUCGGAGAUGAUCUUAAUGAUGCUAAGAAUCAAUUGGCUGACAUGAACCGCAGACUACACGAAUUGGAACUUGAGCUCCGUCGUCUUGAGAACGAGCGAGAAGAAUUGGCUGCAGCUUAUAAGGAAGCCGAGGCCGGCCGCAAAAUCGAGGAGCAACGUUCUCAAAGAUUGGCCGCUGAAUUAGGUCAACUUCGCCACGAAACUGAACGUCGUCUUGCCGAAAAGGAUGAAGAGAUCGACGCCAUUCGUAAGGCAACAAGUAUCGAAAUUGAGCAAUUGAGUGCACGUGUAGUAGAAGCUGAGACAAAAUUGAAGACUGAAGUACAACGUGUCAAGAAGAAGAUGCAGAUGCAAAUCACUGAAUUAGAAUUAUCAUUGGAUGUGGCAAACAAGACCAACCUUGAUUUACAGAAGACAAUCAAGAAACAAUCUCUCACUUUAACGGAAUUGCAAGCACACUACGAUGAAGUUCAACGUCAAUUGCAAGUAACAUUAGACCAAUUGGGCAUCAGCCAAAGACGUCUACAAUCUCUGACUGCUGAACUCGAAGAAGUUCGCGGCAAUUAUGAAUCUGCCCUUCGUGCAAAGAGGAACGUGGAACAACAAUUCGAGGAAUCAGUCAGUCGUAUCAAUGAAUUGACAACAAUAAACGUUAACAUUGCAUCUUCCAAAGCGAAAUUAGAACAAGAGAUUACAGUUUUGGCCGGUGAUUAUGAAGAAGUGACCAAAGAAUUGAGAGUGAGUGACGAAAGAUAUCAACGAGUACAGAACGAAUUGAAGCACACUGUCGAAAUACUUCACGAAGAACAGGAACGUAUAGUCAAAAUUGAGGCCAUUAAGAAGUCCCUUGAAAUAGAAGUAAAGAACCUUUCGAUCCGUUUAGAAGAAGUCGAAGCCAAUGCCAUCGUCGGUGGUAAACGAAUCAUCAGCAAACUCGAAGCCAGAAUUCGUGACUUAGAAUUGGAACUCGACGAAGAGAAACGCAGACAUUCGGAAACAGUGAAAAUUCUUCGUAAAAAGGAGCGCAACAUUAAGGAGGUCAUGAUCCAAGUGGAGGAAGACUCCAAGAAUGUUGCAUUAUUGCAAGAAUGUUUAGAUAAAGCAUCACAAAAAGUAAGUAUUUACAAGAGACAACUCCAGGAACAAGAAGGUAUGUCCCAACAGAGUGUGACGAGAGUCCGUCGAUUCCAACGUGAAUUGGAAGCAGCCGAAGAUCGUGCAGACACAGCGGAGAGCAACCUGACAUUAAUCCGCGCCAAACACCGUAGCUUUGUCACCACCUCGUCUGUUCCUGGCUCACAGGUUUACCUCGUACAAGAGACGAGGCAGGACAUUUAAUUCGCACAUCCUUAUGAAAUCGUACCCCUGCUACUACAACACAACUUCAUCUCCGCAAACGAAUGAAUAAUCGUUAGGAGGAGAGGUCUACGAAUCAAUGUGGAGCAAAUCAAAACAACAUUUAACUAAAAAAAAAAGACGAAUUAUUUUUUCAUCGAUAUAAUAAGCCACACCAACUGUUGAUUCGAGGUACUUAAUCCAAAAAGCGGAACACAUCAAAUGCAUUACAAUAAUAUAAACAUCAUCGCAUUCAAGAUCAUCAUAUUUUAAUUAAAUUGAUCGCUAAUUAUUUCUUUUAAUUAUUAUUAUUAUUGUUUAAGAAAAUUUAAAGAGAAGAAAACCACCCAUUUGUUCUAUUACACCUACACAAACUUGUAUUUAAAUAAUGUUAAUUGUAUUACACUAUUAGAUAGGGACCUCUAUCCAUACACAAACUCGCUGUACGACAUACAAUAACCUGUGUCAACAUUUAAUUUAAUAAUAAACUGAAACGUGUACGUACGAAA
Molecule: messenger RNA, 3481 nt
Organism: Leptopilina heterotoma
Lineage: Eukaryota; Metazoa; Arthropoda; Insecta; Hymenoptera; Figitidae
Product: paramyosin, long form-like
Exons: 16
Coding region: 342-2975 (877 amino acids)
Biological process (GO): actomyosin structure organization; peptidyl-threonine phosphorylation
Cellular component (GO): myosin complex; cytoplasm; cytoskeleton
Molecular function (GO): protein serine/threonine kinase activity
Source: RefSeq, a predicted model, not a curated record